CAUCGUGUGUUCCGGGCGAGUCGGAGGAUGCGGACAAUUGGGCGAGGGAUCCAUGGUGGAGUCGCGAGGAGUGAGCGCUUGGAGGCGAGAGGGUGGAGAGGGGGGUUCGAACGAGUGUUUUCAAUUGGGAAACGGAGGGGUCAGGCGGGAGUAAGGCUGGCAGAUAUAUGUGAUCGUGGGAGGGAAGACGUCAAAAAUGGUGUCAGACGCUGAAAUAGUGCGACAUCUCACUGCGGUAUUGAAGAAGGCGGACUUGAAUACGACCACAACGACAGAAAUUCGGCAGCAGCUGCAGAGUGACCUGGGAGUUGAUUUGUCGGAUAAGAAGGCGUUUAUUCGACAGCAAGUUGAUCUAUAUCUGCAGAAGCAGUCGCAGGAGCAGGAGGAGGAGGCCGGCGGAGGAGGAGAGGGACAAGGGGUUAAUGAAAGAGGUGAGGAAGUGGGAGGUGGAGAGCAAGAUGUCGACGACGACAAUGAUGAUGAGGAUGAGGAGGAAGGGGAGGAGGAGCAUGGAGAUGGCAGUAGGGAGUCCAGCAAGGGUUCUAAGACCCGCGGCGAGCCUGAUUCUAAGCGGACGCGGGCCAAGAUCGAUCGCGCAAUCAAAGCGAGUGUAACGAAGGAAAAGAAGAAGAGGACAGGUGGUGGAGGUGGUCUUACGAAGGUGUGUGCUCUUUCGCCUUUGCUUCAAGCAAUUAUAGGCGAAGCUGAAUUGCCGAGAACGCAGGUGGUGAAGCAACUUUGGGCUUACAUCCGGGAACACAAUCUUCAAGACCCUGAUGACAAGCGGAAAAUUAUCUGCAACGAUGCCUUACGAAAUCUACUUGGCACCAACUCUACCGAUAUGUUUAAAAUGAAUAAGUUACUGUCCAAGCAUAUAUUUCCUCUCGACAAUAGGAGUACUGGGGCUGCUGCAAAAGGUAGAGAUAGGGACACAGAUACCGAAGAUGCUGAGCCAAAAGCUAAGAAGCAAAAAGCAGACAAAAGUGGCGGUGGUAAGGGCAAGAUUGUAGGAUUCUUAGCUCCGUGUCCCAUCUCGGAACAAUUAGCCAAGUUUUUAGACGCUGAGGAUGGCAAGGUUUCUCGAGCUGACGCGGUGAAGCGCUUGUGGAUUUACAUCAAAGAAAAUAAUUUGCAGGACCCUUCCAACAAGAAGAUGAUAGUAUGUGAUGAGCAACUUCAAGAUUUAUUUGAUUGUGAUCAUUUUGUUGGGUUUGAUCUUACUAAACUUUUGACACGCCACUUCAUAAAGCCGGAACUCCAGUAGCUUUCACUCUUUUAGGUUUAGAAACCAAAACAGCUUCUGCAUGACCAAAGAGGUUGCAUGCACGGCUACAUGACCGGGACGCCAUUUGUUCAAAAGCUUUGAGAUAGUAGACCCACGAAGAGGAGCACUGUAGUUUUUGUUCCUAAGCGGGAUUAAUGCUGUUUUAACACCUAGACUUUACCAGUACAUUGCUGUAGGUAGAGUGGUCCUUUACGAAUCACAAUGUGGCAGCAUUCCAGUCCUUUCUGUCGGAGAAGUUAUUGGAUGGUUACGCCCGGUCGAUUAGUGAAACAUUGCUCUUGUUCUUAUCAUUUGAGCUGAAUUCUUGGGCUAUCAUUCGAACAGUAUCUUUGAUUAGUGUGUUUCAAACGUGGGAGACACCCGUUCCAGGGUCAAAUUCUCUCCGAUUGUUUAUUGUAGAUGUAAUUUUAGGUUGUAUUGAUCAGAGAAAGUUUCUGUGACGUUUGAAUACUAUAUCAGAAGUGCAUCUCUUUGUCUUUCUGCCUGCCUAA
Molecule: messenger RNA, 1776 nt
Organism: Physcomitrium patens
Lineage: Eukaryota; Viridiplantae; Streptophyta; Bryopsida; Funariales; Funariaceae
Source: RefSeq, a predicted model, not a curated record